Molecule: messenger RNA, 1901 nt
Organism: Diatraea saccharalis (sugarcane borer)
Lineage: Eukaryota; Metazoa; Arthropoda; Insecta; Lepidoptera; Crambidae
Source: the annotation of a GenBank genome assembly
AUUGUCUAAACAAGGAAAACGGUGUUGAACCAUUUUUUUUUUAUUUAAACAAAUAAAGGUAUUCCAAAAACUGUAAGCUAAGUUAUUAUUAUAUAAGUAUUAUUAAUAUUGCCAUAGUACAAAAAGUGUAAAUAGAAAAGACAUUUCUAGCGUUUGAUUGUUGGAAGUGACUGUAAUACCUAUCAUAAGAACUUCAAUUAUUUAUUCCACAAUAGACACGUUGGUAAGGCGUUUCAAUCACAGAAUUAUAGAUUAAUUACUAGCUUUUAUAAUAGAAUGAGUGACAUUUCCCCGGCCAUUAAACUUUUCCAUUUUUAACCGACUCCAAAAAUCCAAAAGGUUAUAUGUUCGACGGCGAUAUAUGUCCAUUUAUGUAUGUUCGUGGUUUUUUCAGCGAAUUAUUGACAUAUUUUCAAAAUAUUUUUUUUUAUUAUAUUUCCCAUUCAAUUUCUAUAACCCAUUCACAAUCGUAGAAAAAAUAUAUGUAGCCAGAAUUUUUUGAAAUUCACAUGACUUUUUCGUGAGUGACAAAGUGUGUAAAAAAAUGCAUAGGCUUCUAUAAGUCGUAAAGAGGUUUAUUUUAGUCACCUCUUUUGGCAAUAUACCAAAUUCCAUAACAAAAUAAAAAGUAUUUAUUAGAGAGUAAGUACGUUGUAGCAAGCAACAUAUCGUCGCCUAAAUAGCCAUUCGAGUAACUAUUUUAAUAAAAUUAUAUUUAUUGUGUGCAUCACGCAAACUUCCAUUACUUAUGGCAAUUUGAAUGUCUGCUAUUCAUUUUGCAUAAAAAAAAAACAAGAAUAUUUUUCAAACUCGUAACAACCCUUGAACACCCAAUUAACUGUUACAAAAUUAAUACGGUUACAACUUGAACCCAUAAUUACUUGGUGAGAACAUUAAAUUAAAUUUAAAUGAGUCUGCUUCGAAGUGUUAAUUGCUACAAUGAGUAUUUGAUUCACAUACAUUAAGACAUCAUGGCAUCUACUACACGUCCUAAGCAUUACUUUCGUUUACACUAUAAUCUUUUUAGGGUGCUAGGUCUCGGGUGGUGGCAUCAACCAGAUGAAGGGGACACUAGAAAUUUCCACGGAUGGUAUCUGUAUUAUUCGCUCGUAACACAAAUCGUUUGGGUGGUCGGAUUUGUCGGUCUCGAAACAAUCGACCCAUUCAUUGGCGAAAAAGAUAUCGAUAGAUUUAUGUUCAGUCUCUCGUUCGUUAUCACCCAUGACCUCACUUUAAUAAAGCUCUACUUGUUCUACUUCAAAAACGACCAAAUACAAGACAUAGUCCGCACCUUAGAAGUAGACCUCUACGAGUUCUAUCAAAAUAACUCAAUGAAUCGUGCAACAAUUAGGACCUCAAAAAUAAUGACGGCGUCCUUUUUGUUCUUCGGAUGGAUUACAAUUGGUAACACUAAUGUUUAUGGGACAUACCAAGAUCUUCGUUGGAAAGCUGAAAUUGCAAAAUUAAACGACACAACGCUGGCUCCAUCCCGUACUUUGCCUCAGCCAAUUUACAUUCCAUGGAAUUAUCAAAGUGAAAUAUCUUAUGUAUCGACGUUUGUCCUCGAAACAGUAGGCCUAUUGUGGACAGGGCACAUCGUUAUGAGUAUCGACACUUUCAUUGGAUCUGUUAUUCUUCACAUGAGCAAUCAGUUCGCUAUUCUACGUGAAGCUCUUGUUACUGCUUACGACCGUACAAUGCUCGGUCUUUAUGAAGGAGUACAAGAUUGCAAUAUGUUAACAGAUAUUAAUCAUGUUCAAGAAACUUAUACUGUGAAUAAUAUUGAAGAAAUUGUAAAAUAUCAUUAUAGUAAAGAAGAAAUCGAGUCAGCUUUAACGCUUGGUGCAUUCGGAAAUAAAUCAACGUUGUUUGUGCCGCCGAACGUGCAGUUUUGCCGUUAA